Messenger RNA from Lucilia sericata (common green bottle fly), 1103 nucleotides. Its product is annotated as D-beta-hydroxybutyrate dehydrogenase, mitochondrial. The record is from RefSeq and is a predicted model, not a curated record. NCBI's taxonomy places the organism in Eukaryota, Metazoa, Arthropoda, Insecta, Diptera, Calliphoridae.
UAUAGCCAAUUUAUUAAACUCAAUAUUUUUUUAGGUUUCCGCUUCCGGUAAAGGUGUCUUGAUUACUGGCUGUGAAGCUCCCAUUGCUUGGUAUUUGGCUAAAAAAUUAGAUGAUUUGGGCUUUACUGUUUACGCCGGUUUCAACACCCCCAUCGAAGAUUCUGAUGAAGCUAAAAUUUUAAAAGAAGAAACUUCCGGUCGCAUGAAAUGCAUUUACCUCGAUGUUACCUCAGAAAAAAACUCUUUUGGAAGCCGCCUUGUUUGUCUCCGAACAUUUGCCACACAAUUCUCAUGGUGUCCCCGCUAAAGGUUUGUGGGCUUUGAUUCAUUGUGCCCACUGGGUGGCUUUGGGUGAAUUGGAAUGGAUUCCAUUUGCUGUAUUGCGCAAGUCUUUGGAUUUGAAUUUGCUAGGUGCCGCUCGUUUGACUCAAUUGAUGUUGCCAUUGUUGCGUGGUGGUCACGGUCGUGUUGUUUUCAUGACUUCUGGUCUCAACAAAAUCCCUGCACCUGUACGUGGUAUUCAAUGUGCCACCCAAGCUGCUAUUGAAUCAUUUGCUGGUUGUUUGCGCCAAGAAAUGCGUCCACGUGGUGUUGAUGUCUCUGUUGUGUCUUCUAGUGAAUUUGCUCCUGGUAAUGGUUGGCUUAAUGAAACCGAUCUACGUGAACAGGCUAAAGAAAUGUGGUCGCAAUUAACCUACGAACAAAAGAAAACUUAUGGUGAGGAUUAUUAUGAAGCUGCCAUGACAGCUGUCGAAAAAUAUUCCAGAGAAGCUGCCGAUAUUCAACCCACUUUGCGUGUCUUAAUUGAUGCUGUCACCCGCACCUUCCCCAUGGCCCGUUACACACCAGUUACCCCCAAGGAAAAGAUACAAAUCUUUAUGGCAGAUCAUUUGGCUCCAUCUUUGUACGAAAUGUUAUUUGGUGUGCCCAGGAAAUAGAUUGGGACGAGGCUGCCGUCUAACGCUUUGAAUUUGAAAAGUCAACCAAGAGAACAAUGUAAAUGUAGAAAUUAGAAAGCAACAUUUUGUUUGGAAAAUUUUUAUGUUUUGUAUACGAGAGUAAAAAAAAAAAUAAUAGCAUUUUUAAUUAGCAUUUAUGCCAGU